Molecule: messenger RNA, 1089 nt
Organism: Acanthamoeba castellanii str. Neff
Lineage: Eukaryota; Discosea; Longamoebia; Acanthamoebidae
Product: Nacetyltransferase
Exons: 5
Coding region: 1-1089 (362 amino acids)
Molecular function (GO): acetyltransferase activity
Source: RefSeq, a predicted model, not a curated record
AUGCAGAAAGCGGGCGUGAUGGAGGCGACGACGAGGGAGAAGAGGGAAGAAGAGCUGGCGGCCUACCUGCGGCGGGUGGGCUUCUUCCCACAGUAUAAGCAGCAGCUGGACGGGUCCGUGUGGCCGGCCGUGACGGCAGCGACCCUGGUGGAGCUGCACCAGCGCCAGGUGCGCCAGGUGCCGUUCGAGAACCUCGACCAGCACAGCGCGCGGCACAUCGUGCUCGACUUCGACGUCAUCUACCAUAAGGUGGUGCAACGUCAAAGGGGCGGCUUCUGCUUCGAGCUCAAUGGCCUCUACGUGGAGAUGCUGCGGAGGCUAGGCUUCGACGUCGUGCUCUACCCAGCCCGGGUACAGUCCGAGGGCAGCUGGACGACCCGCAAGUCGCACGUCGUCACCGUGGUCAGAGUCAAGGAGCCGAAGGCGAAGCAGGACUACCCUCCUGAUGACGACGACGAUGAUGGUUGCGAGCUGCAGACGUGGAUCAGCGACGUCGGCUACGCGUCGUGUCCGCACACGCCGCUGCGGUACGACUGGAUCGGGGUGGAGCAGCCGGGCGAUGGCGAGUGGGCGGGCUUCCGAUUGACGCGCGUCAAGGCCGAGGUGGCGGAGGACGAUCCCGACCAGGAGUGCGUAAUGAUGGAGCGGCGGCGCAAGGCCGACGGGGAGUGGCUCAAGGCCAUCCUCAUCUACGAACAGCCGCGCUCGCUUGCCGAGCUCACGCCCAACUGCGAUGCAUUGCAAGCGGACGAGGAGACGCACCUGAGCAAGCGGAUCCUGAUAUCGGCCAUCUCGGAGAGCGGCCGCAAGACCAUGAGCGGAGCCUACCGCCUGAUCACCACCACCUUCGCCGACGGCCAGCGCGUGGAGCGCAACAUCAUGAUGAGUGAUGAAGAUGGCCAGAGAGUAGCGAGAGAGGCCACUGUCGAUAGUACGACCGCGGAGGAAGAGCAGCGGCAACAGCGUAUGCCGACGGAGAAGGAGGUGUACCUGGAGGUGCUCCAGCGCGAGUUCGAUCUUCGGCUGACCGAAGAUGAGCAGCGAGCGCUCGACCUCGAAAAGUCCAAACGCAACUCGAGCGUGUGGUGA